AUGUUAUUUUGGUAUUGGGCCUGGCUCACUUGCUGGUUUAUCCUCACUUUGGCAGACGAUCAGUUAAUCCUAAAUCCAUUGCUCACGAACAAAUUCAAUAUGACUGAAGUCAAGAUCCUUGAAGAUGUGGAGUAUGGGAAAGAUCAUCCGGCUCAGAAGCUGGACGUAUACCUCCCACCAGCCGACGUCGCGCUUGGACCAGUAACUGUUGUAUGGAUACACGGCGGAGCAUGGAGAAGCGAAGACAAGGCCGAUUACAAGGCCCUUGCCUUGAAGAUAGUGGAGAAAUCGAAUUGUCCUGUUGUGGCCGUAAACUAUCGGUUAUCACCACGAAAGGAGGCCGACGGUCUUGCUGUACGCCAUCCUAGGCAUACCCUAGACGUUCUCGACGCACUAAUCUUUAUUCAAGAACAUGGAUCGUCUCAGCUUGGUAUUCCUCAAUCGGUCUUGGACAACAUUUAUCUGGUUGGCCACUCUUGUGGCGCGCAUAUUAUCGCAUCCAUCAUCCUCGACACAGAGUCUGAGCUUUACAGCAUCCCGACCCCCUCUUCACUGAUCACUAGUGUCAAAGGAGUAUUUAUAUCAGAGGGCAUAUACGACAUUGACCUUCUCCUAACCAAGUUUCCCCAGUAUUCCGACUUCAUUGAAAAUGCCUUUGGGAAGCUUUCAUCGUAUAAGGAUGUCUCUCCAGCGCACUACAAGGCUCGGGGGGGAUGCCCGAUUUAUUGGCUCGUGGUGCAUUCCAAGGGGGAUCGAUUAGUCAAUGAACAACAGGCUGAGGAAAUGUGGGAUCACCUCUGGGAGCUCUACGACGACAAAUCGGCACACCAAUACAUUGAAGCGGACUGGGAACGCCUGAAGUUAGACCACAAUGAGAUGCUUGGAGAUGAUGAGUAUCCUUCAAUGGUAGCUCAGUUUAUCCGCGAGACGGUAGCAAAACGGGCAGUAUAUUCAUAA
Rhizoctonia solani is the source of this 957-nucleotide messenger RNA. RefSeq names its product alpha/beta hydrolase family protein. The transcript is spliced from 2 exons. Bases 1 to 957 code for a protein of 318 amino acids. The record is from RefSeq and is a predicted model, not a curated record. NCBI's taxonomy places the organism in Eukaryota, Fungi, Basidiomycota, Agaricomycetes, Cantharellales, Ceratobasidiaceae.